Lodderomyces beijingensis is the source of this 213-nucleotide messenger RNA. NCBI's taxonomy places the organism in Eukaryota, Fungi, Ascomycota, Pichiomycetes, Serinales, Debaryomycetaceae. The record is from the annotation of a GenBank genome assembly.
AUGUAUUCUCCGCUUGAGUUGAUACUCACCAUCAUAGCAUUGCUCAACUUGUGCACCGCAUUUGUCAUUUACUGCGUGGAUAAGAAGGAAGGAGUCUCAAUCAACUCGGGCAAACAUUUCCAAAGCUUCAAGAUAUGCAUUACCAUGUCGAUUAUGUUUGGCACUGCUUCGAUGUGUUUGAUGUCGAAAAACAGUUUUCAGUUCGAUUUAUGA